UUGGUUGAAGUAGUACAAAAUGUCAAAAAUUAGAAGGAAGGUCACAGUGGAAAAUACCAAGACCAUAUCCGAUAGCACAUCCAGAAGACCCAGUGUAUUUGAAAGACUUGGACCCAGCACUGGAAGUACUGCAGAGACACAGUGUCGUAACUGGCUGAAGACUGGCAACUGCCUCUAUGGGAACACAUGUAGAUUCGUACAUGGCCCUUCACCACGAGGUAAAGGCUUUAGCAGCAGUUACAGAAGGUCUCCAGAAAGGCCUACAGGAGACCUUCGGGAAAGAAUGAAGAAUAAGCGUCAGGACAUUGAAAACGAGACACAGAAACAUAACACAGAAGAAUCGUCUUCCCCGGUUAGGAAAGAGUCGUCAAGAGGGAGGCACAGGGGAAAAGAAGAUAUCAAAAUUACAAAGGAGAGGACUCCAGAAAGUGAAGAAGAAAAUCCCGAUUGGGAGACAAAUAGGGAUGAUUCUGAUAAUGGAGAUGUUAACUAUGAUUAUGACCAUGAGCUUUCUUUGGAAAUGAAGCGCCAGAAGAUCCAGAGGGAGUUAAUGAAGCUUGAAGAAGAAAACAUGGAGAAAAGGGAAGAAAUCGUCAUUAAAAAGGAGAUUUCCCCAGAAGCAGUUAGAUCUAAAGUAUCAUCCUCACCUUCGCCAAGAAAAUCUAGUAAAUCUCCAAAACCAAGGUCAAGCCCCAAAUCUUCCACAUCUGCCAGUAAGAGGGAGAAGAAGAAUUCUACUGUAUCUUCACCUCUUUUGGAACAACAGAGGAGUUCAAAAAGCAGCCACAACAAAAAGAAGGGUCCUCGUACACCGAGUCCACCGCCACCAGUGCAGGAAGAGAUGUCACAAGGCAAAAAACACAAAGAGAAACAUAAAGUUAAAGAACGGUUAGAAGAGAAGCCAAGGGAGGUAAAAGAGAGAGGCCGUGAAUUUGAAAGGCAUAAAGAAAAGAAAGAGAAACAGAGAGAUACCUCGGAAAGUUCUCACAGGCAAAGACGGUCCCCUAGUCCAGAAGAACAUUCUGGUAGCAAUUCUUCUCCUUCAAGAGAAUAUUCUCCUACCACAAGGAGAAGGCAAACAAAUUGGGCUCCAGCUAAGUCCAGCAGCCAUAAGCAUUCUUUCUCACCAUCUUGCCGGUCUUCUUCACCGCCAACUCAGCGUCAUUCUCCUGUAUCUUCACGGCACCACUCUUCUUCAUCUCAGUCGGGAUCUUCUGUUCAAAGACAGUCCCCUUCCCCACGUCACAAAAGAACUCCUUCCCCCUCUUACAAAAGGACAGCGUCCCCACCCGUGGGCCGGUCUUCCUCUCCUUAUCCCCACCGCACUUCACCUUCUCCUCAGCAAAAACAAACCCCUUCCAGACAUCGCUCACCCGCAAGAGAGAGAAGUCGGCAUGAUCGUGAACGGAUCUCACAGUCACAUGAUCGACGCCAUGAAAGGAGGGAUGACACAAGAGGAAAAAGAGGGAGAGAGAGAGACAACCGAGAUGAUCGAGACUAUGACCAAGAACAGAGCACCCCCAGAGAUCAUAGAGAUGACAGAGAAUCUCGUGAUGGGCGGGAUCGAAGGGACACCAGAGAGAAUCGAGACCGCAGGGAUCUAAGAGAAUCCCGAGAAACUCGGGACUCGCGGGACACCCGCGACUGUAGCAGAGAUAAUAAAGAAGGCCGUGAUCAGAGGGACUUGCGUUCCACCCGCGAUACACAUGACUACAGAGACAGAGAGUGUCGAGAGACGCAUAAGAAGGAAGAGCAAUAUCUGGAGGAAACGCGUAGCUAUGGAAGAACCCAUAGCAGAGAAGAGAGUUCUCGUACAGAAACAAGGACAGACUCCAGGAGUGAAACCAGAAACGAAACCAGAAGUACCGGCAGAAGUAGAGGGAGAGGGCCUGAAUUAUCAGACAAGGGUAGUCGAGGAACAAGGGGGUCUCAGGUUGACAGCCACACCACUAGUAGUAGCUACCACGACAGCUGGGAAUCACGGAGCAGUUACCCUGACAGGGAUCGCUAUGAAAACCGAGAACAUGCUAGAGAUUCUUCUUUUGAGAGAAGACACAGUGAAAGGGAUAAGCGUGACAACAGAGAGAGAGAUCAGAGACCAAACUCGCCAGUACGACACCAAGGAAGAAACGAUGACCUUGAACGGGAUGAAAGACUCGAAGACCGAAGAGUAGAUCGGGGUGAAGACAGGAGAGAUGAAAGACCCCGGGACCGAGAGAGGGAGCGGGAAAGAGAGAGAGAAGCUGAACGCGAUCGUGCCCGUGAACGAGAACGUGAGAGAGAAAGGGAGAAGGAUAGAGAGCGUGAACGGGAAAGGGAGCAUGACAGAGAGCGAGAACGGGAGAGAGAGCGGGAGAGAGAGCGGGAAAGGGAACGAGAGCGUGAACGAGAAAGGGGGCGGGAAAGAGAGAAAGAAAGGGAACGCCAGAGAGACUGGGAUGACAAAGAGAGAGGGAGAGAAGAACGCAGAGACAAGAGGGAAGAUGUCCGUGAAGAAAGAAGCACAAGAGACAGCCGCGAAGAAAGGAAGUCAAAAAAGCGUCACCGGAAUGAAAGUAGUCCCAGCCCUCGUAAGUCGCCCAAGCGUCGCCGUGAGCAUUCCCCUGAAAGUGAUGCCUACAACAGUGGAGAUGAUCAAAACGAAAAACGCCGACUACUGAGUCAGGUGGUGCGACCUCAGGAAUCUUGCUCGCUUAGCCCUACGCAUCUUUCAGAAGACAAGCAGAGUCGAUGGAAGGAGAGUGAGAGAAAGCUGGAGAGGAAGGACAGCUCCAGACAUUACGAAGAAACUGACUUAAAAGAGCGAACUUCUUUGGGAGACAAACAGCGGGAACAGAGAGAGCAGAGAGAACAAAGAGAAGUCAACGAAGGUUCGAGGAGCAGGGUCCCAGAGACGGUCGUUCGGCCUUCUGAAGAACACGAGGCAGUUGAUCACCUGCACGAAGAUAAGAAAAAAUCUAAAGUACAGAAAAAGGCCACGAAGAAAAAGAAAGACGAUGAGGUCGCAUUAGAUCGCUAUAUCGCCGAGCCAGCCGUGGAGAAAAGCCAAGUCUUUUCUCCCAAGAAAGGUCAGAAAAAGAAAAAUGCCGAAAAGAAGCGGAAAAGAUCAAAAGGAGAUUCUGAGGCUUCUGAGGAAGACGGUGGCCUGCACCAGAAGAAGAAGAAAGGCCCACGGACGCCUCCUGUAACCACAAGAGAGGAAUUGGUGGAAGUGGUGCCUGAGAAGUCUGUUGUGGUAGAAGCUGCCCCCAAAAGAGAGGAAACAACGUUUAGCGACUGGUCGGAUGAAGAUGUACCAGAGCGCGGAGAACCUAUCCUGGAAAGGGGUUCCGAGGAGCCCCAUAGAAACAGCCAUCGGCCAAGAGCUGAAACUGUGGAGACCGCUCAUGUUGUUGAAGAAGCGCCUCAUCUCAAACCGGCCGAACAGCAACGCAGCAGCAGUCUUGGUAGCAACCGAAGCCACACCUCAAGUAGACUCCGAUCGCCUUCCAACGAUUCUGCUCACCGUAGUGGAGAUGACCAGAUCGGGAUGAAGAAGAUCCUGCACAGCAGUUCUGGAGACAGAGAGAGGGAGCGGAGGUGCCUUGAAAUCGCUGGAGAACGGAAAUCAAGAAUCGACCAGCUAAAACGUGGGGUUCCUAGCCGCAGUACAUCCUCAGAUCGACAAGAUUCCCGAAGCCACAGUUCAAGGCGAAGCUCUCCUGAAUCAGAUCGCCAAGGGCACUCCAGAUCUGGAUCCUUCGACAGUAGGGAGAGAGGACAAGACAGAGACAGACACGAGCACGAUCGAGAACGGGACCGGGAGAGACGGGACGGAAGGCAGAGAGAUUGGGAGAGAGACGCAAAUAAAGACUGGUUGAGGAGCCGAGACCGCGAGAGAAUAAGGGAGCGAGAUCGGCAGCGGGAAAAACGGAGGGACCUGGACCGUGAAAAAGAGAGGCCGCCGCCGGAGAGUACCGAACGGGAGAGAGCUCUCAAUGUUUCCUCUCAAACUGAGGGAUCCAAGCACGGUGAAACAAAGCCAGUCAAAGAGCAUCUGGAGUUUGAAGGGGUCAGUCUGGACUCUGCCUCCUUAGAGAAAGAAAGACCGGAUAAAGACUUGGGACCUCUGCAAGGAUUUGAAGAUGGGAUCGAGGCUGAGAAAGCAGAAAACGUAGAAGGUAGAGAUGAAGAAUCCAAAAUAGAUGAGAUGCAGUCAAUGGUAUCUGGUGCUGGCGAAUAUGAACCAAUCAGUGAUGAUGAACUCGAUGAAAUCUUGGCAGGCGAUGCUGAGAAGAGGGAGGAUCAGCAGGAUGAGGAGAAGAUGCCAGAUCCAGUGGACGUCAUAGACGUAGACUGGUCUAGUUUGAUGCCAAAGCAGCCGAAAGAGCCGCGGGAGCCUGGAGCGGCUCUUCUGAAAUUUACUCCUGGAGCAGUUAUGUUGAGAGUCGGCAUUUCCAAACAGCUAGCUGGCCCUCAGCUCUUCACCAAAAUAAAAGAAACCUGCCAGAGGGCAGUGGAGAAACCGAAAGAUGCAGAGAACCUGUUUGAGCAUGAAUUCGGGGCCCUGAACAUGGCUGCCCUGCUGCGAAAUGAAGAGCGAUCUGGCCUGCUGUGUAACCUUGGCCCGUGUUGUAAAGCCCUGUGCUUCAGGAGAGAUUCUGCCAUUCGCAAGCAGCUAGUGAAAAAUGAAAAGGGCACAACAAAGCAAACCUACACGAAUCCUCCCGUAGUGGACAAUGACCUGCUUCGGUUGAGUCUCCGGCUGUUCAAACGCAAGACUGUGCGUCCAGGUCCUGGACAAGAAAAGAGCGAGGACAGUAAACUUCUACAACCAUACGUUCCCGAAAUGUGCAUGUCCUGA
Euleptes europaea (tarantolino) is the source of this 4843-nucleotide messenger RNA. RefSeq names its product zinc finger CCCH-type containing 13 (gene ZC3H13). Lineage: Eukaryota; Metazoa; Chordata; Lepidosauria; Squamata; Sphaerodactylidae. Gene Ontology annotation, molecular function: metal ion binding. The coding region runs from base 20 to 4843 and encodes 1607 amino acids. The transcript has 19 exons. The record is from RefSeq and is a predicted model, not a curated record.